Moneuplotes crassus is the source of this 646-nucleotide messenger RNA. Lineage: Eukaryota; Ciliophora; Spirotrichea; Euplotida; Euplotidae. The record is from the annotation of a GenBank genome assembly.
CUUUCAUGGAAACUUUAGACUUAUCAAAGACUAUAUUUACCAAAAUUGGGAUUACGAAUGAGAUUUUACCAUUUUAUGGAUAUGCCGAGCAAUGCAGACAGCUGAUGACCCAGCUCAGAAGUGAGUCAAGGAAACUCUGGAACGAUGAUAUUGAGAAAUGGUUUAAGAACCUGUCCCAGGUCAAGAGGGAAAUUCAUGUUGAUAAUAAAGAAGUGCUUGAGUAUCUUGACCAGCAUUACAGAUAUGCCAUGUUUAAAAUUGUACUGACGUUUAACAAGAUGAGUGAUGUUACAAGGUUUUAUGACUUCUUGGCAAAUUCUAAGGAGGGAAGUAUCUCUAAAGCGAAAUUUCUCGAAAUCACUCAGGUCAUUCUCCCAAAAUUCAAGAAGAAAUAUGUAAUGGAAGAGUUCAUCACAACUUUCCUCGAAUGCAUCGGUAAGGACUGCCUAAAAUCCGCCUAUCACCUCUAAAACCCCCAACCCUUCUACCUAACUUUCCUUGUAGGCCAAAGCCACUUAUCCAGCUCCCUAAUCCAGGAGGACUGGUUGACGACCAAAAUCCUGAAGCUUCCUUCUCUGUUCAGGUUUCAGGAAGAAGCUUUUACUAUUAAAUAAGCAAGAAGAGGAAGACCUGAUCUGUAUUGAUA